GGACAAGAGCCUCAUUAUCUGAUUAGUUGCAGACUGUGAAGGAAGUUGUUACCUCACCACUGGAUAAGGACAGACAACAUUGGAGAAUGAAACUGAUACAGGAAGCUGAGGAUGGAGCAAACGACAGAAAGUUCAUAAAAUCUCAAGUGGAGAAACGUCGAAGGGAGAGGAUGAACCGCAGUCUGGAGUGUCUGAGGACCAUGUUGCUUCAGCAGCCACAACAACCGGGUGGGACUCAACCCAGAGUGGAGAAAACUGAGAUACUGGAGCACACAGUGCUCUUCCUACAGAACACCGCCAAAAGAGACAACACAAGAGCUGGAGGUGAAGGCCAGAAACACUCCUUUCAAGACGGCUUCUCCACCUGCCUACAGAAAGCCGCUCAGUUUCUAGGACCUGAGGGGAAAGGCCUGUGGCUUGGAGCAGCUCUGGAUGCAUCUUUCACUGCUCGUUUAACCCGCUCAGACUCUGAUUCUGCAGGUGCCCAAAGGAGAAGUGAAGCCCAGUUCUCCAGCUCUCUGCCACACACAAAGUCCAUCCUCCGGAUGCUGAGGCAAAAGUCCAAACACAGAUUACAUACACGUGCCUUUGGUGUGAACAGUUUUGCUCAUCCCUACCAACUUCCAGUCCAGCAAGGGUUUCCUAGAGUUCCCCAACAGCCUCAGAGACACAGUCAGCUUGACAUCAGGGUGGAGAGACGAGCGAGCAAGCAGAGCUCGUCUCAGAGCCUCCCAGUCAGCCAGACUUUGUGGAGGCCCUGGCCUUGAUCACCACAAAGUGACUUCUCAAAGUGAACUUUUAAUGAGUGUAACAAUCUAUGGCCUCUAGUUCUCUGAUAACUCAUAGCAAUGUUGGCAUUCAACCGCAACGUCAAAGCCUGUAAAUAAUGUAAAAAUGUCAUUUAUACAUGUGCUGUAUGUGUGAUAGGGUUAACUCACUACUCUUGUUUAAUACUUUUGAAUGAGCUCAGUCAGUGGGGCAGCCAUCUAUUCUGCUGACAGGCACAGGGACUCUCCCAGACUGGGAUGGAUGUGACAUGAGCUGGAUCAUCAAGCUGGCCAGCUGGGACUGCUGCUGUGCUUUAAAAGCAAGUUUAGAGGUGUGGGACUUCAGGGUUCGAGGCUGGAAGAACCCCAUGCAGCCCCUCACAUCCACCCGUGUGCCAUUAUGUCUGCUGGCAUGAAUGACAUCUGUGGUUCUGUGUACGAUAUAACUUGUAUUCACUUUAUAUAUAUAUCUUGUAUAUUUUGCACACUAAUUUAUUCUGGAUGUCUCCCUAUGGAGAGCAAUAUACUUUUUUAUCAAAAAACAAAUAAAAAAAAAAACAUUUCAAAUGAAA
Thunnus maccoyii (southern bluefin tuna) is the source of this 1339-nucleotide messenger RNA. RefSeq lists its product as uncharacterized. Gene Ontology annotation, cellular component: nucleus. The transcript is spliced from 4 exons. The record is from RefSeq and is a predicted model, not a curated record. Gene Ontology annotation, molecular function: protein dimerization activity; DNA-binding transcription factor activity, RNA polymerase II-specific; RNA polymerase II cis-regulatory region sequence-specific DNA binding. Gene Ontology annotation, biological process: regulation of transcription by RNA polymerase II; regulation of neurogenesis; anterior/posterior pattern specification. Lineage: Eukaryota; Metazoa; Chordata; Actinopteri; Scombriformes; Scombridae. The coding region runs from base 87 to 767 and encodes 226 amino acids.